AUCAAGUACCUAGGCAUGCAGACUGCUUCUACAAACAUUUUUGAAAGAAUAGGUCACUCUCAGGAGCUCAUUGAAUUCAAGCGUGGUACCGAGAUAGGUUGCCUCCUGUGCAAAAAGUCCAUCCAUGAAAUUUCCUUGCUACUAAAAAAAUCCACGGUCAACUGUCAGUGGAAUUAUAACAAAGUGGAAGCAACUAGGAACAACAGCAACUCAGCCAUGAAAUCUUAUGCCACGUAAAAUGACAGAGCAGGGUCAGCGCAUGCUGAAGUGCACAGUGCACAGAAGUAGCCAACUGACUGCAGAGUAAAUAGCUAAAGACCUACAAUAUUCAUGUGGCCUUCAGAUUAGCACAACAGUGCAUAGAGAGCUUCAUGGAAUGGGUUUCCAUGGCUGAGCAGCUGCAUCCAAGCCUUAAAUCACCAAGUGCAAUGCAAAGCAUCGGAUGCAAUGGUGUAAAUCACACUGCCACUGGACUCUAGAGAAUGGUACUUGCCUAACUGCAUUGUGCCAAGUGUAAAGUUU
Molecule: messenger RNA, 522 nt
Organism: Staurois parvus
Lineage: Eukaryota; Metazoa; Chordata; Amphibia; Anura; Ranidae
Source: the annotation of a GenBank genome assembly